AUGUCGGGUUACAAAUUGUGGAGAAAGGAGCAAGGGUGGGCGGGUUUUUGUAGAGUGGAUGGGAAUUGGUGUAGUCUUUGGAAUAUUGGGGCUCCUCCAAGAGUCAAACAUUUACUAUGGAAAAUUUGUAGGGGCUGCCUCCAACCAAGAGUUAGGCUUCGACAACACCGUGUCUCCUGCCCAGCUUCAUGUCCGUUUUGUGAUAACCCGUUGGAGGAUAUAUGGCAUGUUCUUUUUGGCCGAGAGGAUAGUAUGACGGCGGGGAGAGUUGCAGUAAUGAUUGAGGUAAUAUGGAAAAAUAGAAAUAAUCUUAUUUGGAAUAAUGAGAGUGACAAUUUUUCUAGACUUGGGUUACAUGCUUUAUCUAGCUGGCACGAGUGGCAUUUGGCUCAAGAGAGUGUCAUUCGGGUUAAUAACCAACAUGCAAGCACGUCUUUGAGCCCACCGGGGGUUGGAAUGGUAAAGUGUAAUGUUGAUGCAGGUUUUAAUAUUUCCCGUGGUACUUCGAAUUGGGGCUGGUGUGUGAGGAAUCAUUUGGGUUCUUUUGUGGUAGCAGGUACAUCGUGGGAUUUCGGUCUUUUUCCUAUUCUUGAGAUGGAAGCGUUGGCCCUCAAGGAGGCUAUACUUAAUGUCAUCGAUUUACUAUUCGAUCAUGUUAUCUUCGAGAGUGACUGCCAAAGAGUGACGCAAGCUAUCCAAUCCAACCACAAUGGUAUUUCCGAGUUUAGUUACAUUAUUUCUUCUAUUAAGUCUUUGUUGACCUCAUUUCCUAACUUUGAGGUAAAGUUUGUAAAACGCCAAGCGAAUUCGGUUGCUCAUACGUUAGCUAAGGUCGCCGAUUCUUGGACUAGGCGUAGUUUAUUUUACACAAAUCCUCCUUAUAUUGAAUCUUUGUUGAUUAAUAAUAUGAGUUAA
This is a messenger RNA of Vicia villosa (hairy vetch), 915 nucleotides long. RefSeq lists its product as uncharacterized. The transcript is spliced from 2 exons. Bases 1 to 915 code for a protein of 304 amino acids. NCBI's taxonomy places the organism in Eukaryota, Viridiplantae, Streptophyta, Magnoliopsida, Fabales, Fabaceae. The record is from RefSeq and is a predicted model, not a curated record. Gene Ontology annotation, molecular function: RNA-DNA hybrid ribonuclease activity; nucleic acid binding.